Molecule: messenger RNA, 5417 nt
Organism: Cricetulus griseus (Chinese hamster)
Lineage: Eukaryota; Metazoa; Chordata; Mammalia; Rodentia; Cricetidae
Source: RefSeq, a predicted model, not a curated record
AUGGCAAAGAAGAAGUUCAGCGGAUUAGAAAUCUCUCUGAUUGUCCUCUUUAUCAUAGUAACAAUAAUAGCUAUUGCUCUAGUUGUUGUCUUAGCAACAAAGGUGCCUGCUGUGGAAGAACUUCAAAGUUCAUCUCAUCCUGGAAAGUGUCCCACUGAACCAAAUGAUCCUAUCAAUGAAAGAAUAAACUGCAUUCCAGACCAAACUCCAACACAGGCAAAAUGUGAAGAACGUGGCUGUUGUUGGCGCCCCUGGAACAACUCCAUCAUUCCUUGGUGCUUCUUUGUAAAUAACCAUGGCUACAAUGCUGAGGCAGUAACUACAAAAGAUACUGGACUUGAAGCCAGGUUGAACAGGAUCCCCUCUCCUACUCUAUUUGGGGACGAUAUUAAUAGUGUCCUCCUCACAACUCAGAGUCAAACCUCAAAUCGUUUGCGCUUCAAGAUUACAGAUCCAAAUAAUAAGAGAUAUGAAGUACCACAUCAGUUUGUAAAGGACGUUACUGGAAUCCCGGCAGCUGACACACUUUAUGAUGUGCAGGUCACAGAAAAACCUUUCAGCAUCAAAGUGAUCAGGAAAAGCAACAACAGAGUCUUGUUUGACACCAGUAUUGGUCCACUGGUGUAUUCCAACCAAUAUUUACAGAUUUCAGCAAAACUUCCAAGUGACUAUAUUUAUGGCUUUGGGGAACAUAUUCAUAAGAGAUUUCGUCAUGACUUAUACUGGAAAACAUGGCCAAUAUUUACUCGAGAUGAACUUCCUGGUGAUAAUAAUCAUAAUCUCUAUGGGCAUCAGACAUUCUUCAUGGGCAUUGAAGAUAACUCUGGGAAGUCAUAUGGAGUUUUUCUCAUGAACAGCAAUGCAAUGGAGGUUUUCAUCCAGCCAACUCCAAUAGUUACUUACAGAGUUAUUGGUGGCAUACUAGACUUUUAUAUAUUUCUUGGAGACACACCAGCAGAAGUAGUUCAACAAUACCAAGAGCUCAUUGGACGACCAGCAAUGCCAGCAUAUUGGAGUCUUGGCUUUCAACUGAGUCGCUGGAAUUACAAGUCAUUAGAUGCAGUCAAAGAAGUAGUAAGAAGAAACCGGGAAGCCCGCAUCCCAUAUGUAUGGCCAGGAUUAACAGUUUACCCUGAUUUUACUAAUCCAAAAACCAGUGAAUGGUGGGCAAAUGAAUGCAGUCUUUUCCACCAGCAAGUGCAAUAUGAUGGACUUUGGAUUGACAUGAAUGAAGUUUCCAGCUUUAUUCAAGGUUCUCUGAAAGGGUGCAGCGUCAAUGAAAUGAAUUACCCCCCUUUCACUCCUGGUAUUCUUGACAAACUUCUGUAUUCCAAAACCCUUUGCAUGGAUGCUGUACAGUACUGGGGGAAGCAGUAUGAUGUCCACAGCCUGUAUGGAUACAGCAUGGCCAUAGCCACAGAGAAAGCUGUGGAGAAAGUUUUUCCUAACAAGAGAAGUUUCAUCCUCACUCGGUCAACAUUUGCCGGCUCUGGGAAGCAUGCUGCUCAUUGGCUGGGAGAUAACACUGCCUCGUGGGAGCAGAUGGAAUGGUCUAUCACGGGAAUGCUGGAGUUCGGGCUGUUUGGCAUGCCUUUGGUUGGAGCAGACAUCUGUGGAUUUGUGGCUGACACUACAGAGGAACUCUGCAGAAGGUGGAUGCAACUUGGAGCCUUUUAUCCAUUUUCUAGAAACCAUAACGCUGAUGGCUAUGCGGAGCAAGAUCCUGCAUUUUUUGGACAAGACUCUCUUCUGGUGAAGACAUCAAGGCACUACUUAACCAUCCGCUACACCUUACUCCCUUUCCUCUACACCCUGUUCUACAAAGCCCAUAUGUUUGGAGAGACAGUCGCAAGGCCAUUUCUUCAUGAAUUUUAUGAAGACCCUAAUAGCUGGAUUGAGGACACCCAAUUUCUCUGGGGCCCUGCACUACUUAUUACUCCUGUUUUGAAACAGGGAACAGAAUAUGUGAGUGCAUACAUUCCUGAUGCUACCUGGUAUGAUUAUGAAACAGGUGAAAAAAAGCCAUGGAGAAAGCAAAGGGUUAACAUGUACCUUCCAGCAGAUAAGAUAGGUUUGCAUCUUAGAGGAGGCUAUAUCAUCCCAACCCAGGAACCUGAUGUAACAACAACAGCGAGCCGUAAGAAUCCUCUAGGUCUUAUUGUUGCAUUAGAUGAAAAUCAGACAGCAAAAGGAGACUUCUUCUGGGAUGAUGGUGAAACUAACGGAACCAUAGAAAAUGGAAGCUACAUAUUUUACACCUUUUCAGUUUCCAAUAAUAUCUUGGUUGUUAAUUGCACACAUUCGUCAUAUUCAGAAGGAACUGCCCUUGCUUUUAAAACAAUCAAAAUCCUUGGGCUGACAGACACUGUAACAGAAGUUAGAACAGGAGAAAAUGAUCAACAAAUGGCGGAUCAUCUUGCUUUCACGUUUGAUGCUUCCAAUAACGUUCUCUCAAUUACAGAUCUCAACUUUAAUCUUGGAAAAAGCUUUAUAGUUAGAUGGAAUCAAAUUUUCUCAGACAAUGAGCGAUUUGGUUGUUAUCCAGAUGCAGGCAUGGCAACUGAGAACUUAUGUGUACAGCGAGGCUGCAUUUGGAAAGAGGUUAGUGGGCUAUCCGGUGCACCUGAAUGCUACUUUCCUAAAGAUCACAAUCCCUAUUUGUUAACUUCAACUCAAUUUUCACCAACGGGUAUAACAGCUGAACUCCAAUUGAAUACUGCAGGAGCUAGAAUACGCCUUCCUUCUAAUCCCAUCUCCAAUCUCCGUGUGGAAGUAAAAUAUCACAAAAAUGACAUGCUACAGUUUAAGAUUUAUGAUGCCGAUCAUAAGAGAUAUGAAGUUCCAGUACCAUUAAACAUUCCAGAGACCCCUACAAGCUCUUAUGAAAAUAGGCUCUAUGAUGUUGAAAUCAAGGAAAACCCUUUUGGCAUCCAGGUUCGAAGGAGAAGUAGUGGACGGCUUAUCUGGGAUUCUCGCCUUCCUGGAUUUGCAUUCAAUGACCAAUUCAUUCAGAUAUCUAGCCGUCUGCCAUCACAAUAUUUAUAUGGUUUUGGGGAAGCAGAACACACAGCAUUCAAGAGAGAUUUGAACUGGCAUACUUGGGGAAUGUUCACAAGAGAUCAACCUCCUGGUUAUAAACUCAAUUCCUAUGGAUUCCAUCCCUAUUAUAUGGCUUUGGAAGAUGAGGGCAAUGCUCAUGGAGUUCUGUUACUGAACAGCAACGGAAUGGAUGUUACAUUCCAGCCAACUCCUGCUCUAACUUACCGCAUAAUUGGAGGAAUCCUGGAUUUUUACAUGUUUUUGGGACCAACCCCAGAAGUUGCAACAAGGCAAUACCAUGAAGUAAUUGGCUAUCCAGUCAUGCCAGCUUACUGGUCGCUGGGAUUUCAAUUAUGUCGUUAUGGAUACAGAAAUACUUCAGAGAUUGAGCAACUAUAUGAAGCUAUGGUGGCUGCUAAGAUCCCCUAUGAUGUCCAGUACACAGACAUUAAUUACAUGGAAAGGCAACUAGACUUCACAAUUGGUGAACGAUUCAAGGAUCUUCCCCAGUUUGUUGAACGAAUCAGAAACGAGGGAAUGAAAUAUAUUAUUAUCUUGGAUCCAGCAAUUUCAGGAAAUGAAACAAAGCCUUACCCUGCCUUUGAUAGAGGAAUACAGAAAGAUGUCUUUGUCAAGUGGCCUAAUACAAAUGAUAUUUGUUGGGCGAAGGUUUGGCCAGAUUUACCUAAUAUUGAAAUAAACGAGAGUUUAACAGAAGAUGAAGCUGUUAAUGCUUCCAGAGCACAUGUAGCAUUUCCAGACUUCUUCAAGAAUGUCACAGCAGAGUGGUGGGCAACAGAAAUUUUUGAAUUCUACAAUGAAAAAAUGAAGUUUGAUGGCUUGUGGAUUGAUAUGAACGAGCCUUCCAGUUUUGUAAAUGGAACAGUUACUAAUAGAUGCAGAAAUGAUACACUAAAUUACCCUCCUUAUUUCCCAGAACUCACAAAAAGAACAGAGGGGUUACAUUUCCGGACCAUGUGCAUGGAAACUGAACAGAUUCUUAGUGAUGGGUCAUCAGUUUUGCAUUAUGAUGUGCACAAUUUAUAUGGAUGGUCACAAGUUAAACCCACUCUGGAUGCAUUACGGAAGACCACUGGCCUGAGAGGGAUAGUCAUCUCUCGGUCUACAUAUCCCACAGCUGGUCGAUGGGGGGGACACUGGCUCGGAGACAAUUAUGCAAACUGGGCAAAUUUGGAAAAUUCACUCAUUGGUAUGCUAGAAUUUAAUCUUUUUGGGAUACCAUAUGUUGGAGCAGAUAUCUGUGGUUUUUUUAAUGAUUCAGAAUAUCAUCUCUGUACUCGUUGGAUGCAAGUUGGAGCCUUUUAUCCAUAUUCACGAAACCACAACAUUCAAUUUACCAGAAGGCAAGAUCCUGUUUCCUGGAAUGAAACUUUUGCUGAAAUGUCCAGGAAUGUUCUAGAAAUCAGAUACACGUUGCUGCCCUAUUUCUACACACAGAUGCAUGAAGCCCAUGUUCAUGGUGGCACUGUCAUCAGACCCCUGAUGCAUGAGUUCUUUGAUGAUAGGGGAACCUGGGAAAUAUAUGAGCAGUUCCUGUGGGGUCCAGCAUUUAUGGUGACUCCUGUCAUUGAGCCUUACAGAACCAGUGUGACUGGCUAUGUCCCUAAUGCUCGGUGGUUUGACUACUAUACAGGGGAAGAUAUAAAGGUCAGAGGACAAAAGCAAACAUUUGCAGCUCCUUUUGAUAAAAUAAAUCUGCAUGUCCGAGGAGGUUAUAUUCUACCAUGCCAAGAGCCCGCACAGAACACAUAUUUAAGUCGACAGAAUUUCAUGAGGCUCAUCGUUGCUGCAGAUGACAAUCAAACAGCACAAGGAACUCUAUUUUGGGAUGAUGGAGAGAGUAUAGACACUUAUGAAAGAGAUCUCUACACCUUGAUACAAUUCAAUCUAAACCAGAAAAAUUUAACAAACUCUAUAUUGAAAAAUGGGCAUACAAACAAAUAUGAGAUGAUACUUGGAGAAGUCUAUGUGUGGGGGAAAGGAACAACCAGCGUCAACGAGGUUAAUUUGACUUAUGGUGGAAAUACACUAAAAACUAACUUUACUCAAGAUGCAGCUAAGGAGAUACUAAUAAUUGACCUGAAACAAAUGGAUGUUUUUCUUAAUGAACCAAUAGAAAUAAGCUGGUCAUGAAGAUUACCAUCAGUUUGAAUUUCGAAGGAGGAAUUGUUAUGGGGUCAUAGUUCACUUUCAUACACUUCUCUCCUGACUUCUUUCAUUGUUUAAAACAGAAUUACCAUUGUCCUUAUCUAAAUAUUUCUGCAUCGAGUACAUCAAAGAAGUGCUAAAAUGUUCUACUAAAGUGACUUGGUUGCCACUGCUUUGCAGGUUUAAAAAGAUUUGAAUUAUUAUACUUA